AUGGAAAGGCUGAAGGAGAAGAUCUUUCAAUUCGGGAUAUAUGGAGCAAAGCUGAAAAGACUCAGCAAAGAUGAAAUAGAAAUGGCGAUUGAGGAGCCGUGGACGGAAAUAGUAAAGGCAGAAACCGUAGAGGAAUUGAGAAGAAACUUUACCACAGAUUGCUUGAGAGUUGAGACAAAUAAAUUCAUGGUGAACAAUUACAACUGGGAUGAUUUGUAUGUAAGAAUGGGGACUCUUGCAUGGAAGGAUCAUCUAACAGCGGGGGCGUUUAACUUUACAUCUAAAGAAUACUUUUUGAUAAUGAAUCUUCUGAUAGAAACUAAAGAAUAUGUAGAUAAUGUGGAACUUAGAAAGCUAUGCCUUGAUCCUAAGAAAACCCAUUAUUGCAUUAACAGGCUUGCAAGAAAGGGAUUUAUUGAAUAUAAGACAUCGGAAGAGGUUGAGAAAAAAAGCUUUAUAUAUAAGGUCAGGGCAAUAAUAGAUGAAAAGGGAUUUGUGACACGGAGGGUGGAGCACCAACAGUUGGAUCUGAAUAGGGCGGGGUCUGGUGGAAAAGGAUGGAUGUUUGAGUACAGAAUCGACAUCGGGCUCUAUGAUAACGUCAGGAGCAUGAUUCUAAACUCGAAAGGUGGGAUAAUUACAGAGGACUUGAAGAAAAAGCUCGGUGUUAGCUCUAAGAUCGGAUAUAAACUUCUUAACAAGGUUUUUAAUGAAGAGAAAAAUGUUUUGAAAGGAGUUAAGGAGUUUGAGGGGAGAGUUAGGAGAUAUAGAUACCAUGUGGUUGGCAGAGGGACUUCCAAUGAGGUUGGGCGUGGGGAGAAAGAUGGAGGAUACAUAACCUCUGAAGAGAGAGUAAUGGCAAUUAGAAAGCUCAUGUCAAUGAGUCCUAUCCUUCAGCUCGAUAAGAGAACAUACGAAAAACUUCAAGAGUUGACGGGCUGGAAAUAUGAAUUUGAUAGAAGAACUAUAAUCAGAGCAGCAAUUCUUGCAGGAUUUAAAAUAUACAAGCAAAAGAGAGGGCGUGAGGGGAAAUGCAGUAGGUACAUGAUAAUGAGAAAUGAGAUGGUUGAAUCUGAUGUCAAAGCCCUGGACGUGUCUAACUGUAACGCUCAAGAAAACAUGUCUGAAUUCCAAAGGAAGAUAUAUAACAUUUUUGUCAAUUCUCCAAAACUUGUAGAAAUGGAUAAUGGAUAUAUUCCUCUAAGAGAAGAAAGAUUGAAGUUAUUUUACAAAUUCCUUAUAGAGCACAUGGAUUCUGAGGAAGCUGAGUCGGUAAGGUUUGAUUGGGAAAUAAUAGGAAAAAUGGGGCUUGAUCUUUUAUUGUCCAUUGUUCCCUUCAGCAGAAUUGGUUUCAGAGAAUCCCUAUGUAAAUUUAUAAAUUCUGGAGAGACCGAUGGCAAUGCAUUCAAAACAAGAAACUACAUAUUGCAUGAGGAAGAAGAAAACUCAUAUCCUGCUUGUUUAGUAGGAAAGACUGUCUCCGAGGUUGUUGAUUUGAAACUUCCUCCGAGUAUAAGAAAGUUAAUAAGAUUGAAAGUAGCUGUGGGGAACUUUGCUUCUUUGCUCAGGCAGUUAAAUGACCUUCGGGUCCUUGACAUUGAAAUGUCAAGUGAGAAAGUAGUAAUAAAGAGAACAACUAUGGAUCUUUCCUCAGGAAUGAAAAUUCUAGAGAAGGCUAAAAGGACUAAGGGUGGAGGGAAAUAUGUUUCCUUGAAUAAGAGGGUCUGGUUCUUCAAGAAGAUAUGCAAUGUCGAAGAAAAGAAGUUCUAUGAUGAAGCAUAUAAAGUUGUAUACACCGAAUUUAAAGGAGAUGAAUUAGAGGCUAUGUUUGAUAGACUGAAGAUGUUCAGAGAUGAAGAAAUUGAUGAUCUGAAGCAAAGUGCAUUUGAAAGGCUAUAUAUGGGAUUCAAGAAGAACAUAAUUGAACUUGGAUGGCUGGGGGCACUGGAUUUCAAUUCCUAUUCUGUUUCGGAUGCUAAAAGAGUUCUCAAAGCGCUUUCUAGGGAUAAGGUAAUAGCGAACUACAAGGGGAUAAAGAAGGUUGAGUUUGUCACCCCCCAUGAAGGCUUUCUAAGAGUAAUCAAUAAGAAAUAUGAUGUAUUCAGGUUCAAGGGAUAUCAUGAACAUAAAGGAAUGGGGUACUUCUCACAUUACUUCGAUUUAGUCUACUAUACUCUGGCAACUUCAGGAUCAUUGGAAAUCAACGAGUUAAUCUCUCGGCUAAGAUUCAUGGCCAAUUUUGAGAUGGAAUUGUUUCUUUUUGAGUAUAAGAAAGUGUUCAGGGUCUCUAAUGUUAAUGAUACUAGAAUUGUUUCUCUUGGAAUAUUUAUAGAUCCAUUUGAAUGA
Messenger RNA from Encephalitozoon romaleae SJ-2008, 2346 nucleotides. RefSeq lists its product as hypothetical. The transcript has a single exon. Bases 1 to 2346 code for a protein of 781 amino acids. The record is from RefSeq and is a predicted model, not a curated record. NCBI's taxonomy places the organism in Eukaryota, Fungi, Microsporidia, Unikaryonidae.